Messenger RNA from Peromyscus leucopus (white-footed mouse), 820 nucleotides. Its product is annotated as vacuolar protein sorting-associated protein 26A-like. Gene Ontology annotation, cellular component: endosome; retromer complex. Lineage: Eukaryota; Metazoa; Chordata; Mammalia; Rodentia; Cricetidae. The record is from RefSeq and is a predicted model, not a curated record. Gene Ontology annotation, biological process: intracellular protein transport; retrograde transport, endosome to Golgi.
GGCGACAAUGAGUUUUCUUGGAGGCUUUUUUGGUCCCAUUUGUGAGAUCGAUGUUGCCCUUAAUGAUGGGGAGACCAGGAAAAUGGCAGAAAUGAAAACUGAAGAUGGCAAAGUCGAAAAACACUAUCUCUUCUAUGACGGAGAAUCUGUUCAGGAAAGGUAUUUUCUUAAGGUGACGAUUGUGAGAAGGCUGACAGACUUAGUGAAAGAGUACGAUCUUAUUGUUCACCAGCUUGCUACCUAUCCUGAAGUCAACAACUCCAUUAAAAUGGAAGUGGGCAUUGAAGGUUGUCUGCACAUAGAGUUCGAAUAUAAUAAGUCCAAGUAUCAUUUAAAGGAUGUGAUUGUUGGAAAAAUUUACUUCUUAUUAGUAAGAAUAAAAAUACAACACAUGGAGUUACAACCGAUCAAGAAGGAGAUCACAGGAAUUGGACCCAGCACCACAAAAGAAACAGAAACAAUCGCUAAAUAUAAAAUAAUGGAUGGUGCGCCAGUAAAAGGAGAAUCUAUUCCGAUAAGACUGUUCUUAGCAGGGUAUGACCCAACUCCCACAAUGAGAGACGUGAACAAGAAGUUUUCCGUGAGGUACUUUUUGAACCUCGUGCUGGUUGAUGAGGAAGACAGACGGUACUUCAAGCAGCAGGAGAUCAUCCUGUGGAGAAAAGCACCCGAAAAACUGAGAAAACCGAGGACGAACUUUCACCAGCGAUUUGAAUCUCUGGAAUCACAGGCAUCUGUGGAACAGCCCGAGAUGUAAGCAGAAUGGGACAAAGCAGCAGGAACAAGAACUGGAGCCGACAGGUGACGCUCAGUGGGCUAG